UGGUCCACCUGGGCCCUCUACAAAAAAGGUAUCAACCAGGAUAAAGUUUUGAAUUUUGCAAGAAAUAUUAAGAAGUACCGUUUUAACUGCAGCCAUAUUGAAAUCGAUGACAUGUACACGCAGGCCUAUGGGGACUUUGACUUUGACCCCGUUAAGUUCCCCAACGUGACAGAGAUGUUUGCAAAACUGAGAGAAGAUGGGUUUAAGGUCACCCUGUGGACUCACCCUUUCAUAAACUAUAAUUCCUCCAAUUUUGGGGUGGGGAUCGAGCGUCAGCUUUUCAUCAAGGAGCCAUCGGGGCAGCUGCCCGCAUGGGGGAAAAACAGCGGGGCCAUCCUGGACUUCACCAACCCAGCAGCCCGGGACUGGUUCCAGAGCCACCUGCGCCAGCUCCAGCACAAGUACGGCAUCUCGUCCUUCAAGUUUGAUGCGGGUGAGACCAGCUACCUGCCCAAGCAGUUCAGCACCUUCCGCCCACUCUCAGACCCCAGCAUCUGGUCACGGCGCUACACGGAGAUGGCCAUCCCCUUCUACGAGCUGGCCGAGGUGCGGGUGGGCUACCAGUCACAGAACAUCUCCUGCUUCUUCCGCAUUAUUGACCGCGACUCCGUCUGGGGCUAUGAGCUCGGCCUCAAGUCCCUUAUCCCCACAGUGCUCACCAUCAGCAUGCUGGGGUACCCAUUUGUGCUGCCAGAUAUGAUUGGAGGAAAUUUCCUCCCCAACAAGACAGACGGGGCAGUGGAGAUCCCCAACCGGGAGCUGUAUGUGCGGUGGCUGGAGCUGUCGGCCUUCAUGCCCUCCAUGCAGUUCUCCAUCCCACCCUGGCUCUAUGACAAGGAGGUGGUGGAGAUUGCCCAGAAGUUCACAGAGCUGCACGAGUCGCUGGUGGCCCCGUUGCUGAUGGAGCUGGCUGGGGAGGUCACCGACACGGGUGAUCCCAUCAUCCGUCCCAUCUGGUGGAUCUCGCCCCGCGAUGAGACCACGCACAGGAUCGACUCCCAGUUCCUCAUCGGGGACACCCUGAUGGUGGCACCUGUCCUGGAGAUGGGCAAGCAGGAGCGUGACGUCUACCUGCCAGCGGGCAAGUGGCGCAGCUACAAGGGGGAGUUGUUUGAGAAGACCCCGGUGCUGCUCACAGACUAUCCCGUUGACCUGGACGAAGUGGCCUAUUUCCUCUGGGUUUCCUAA
Molecule: messenger RNA, 1188 nt
Organism: Leptosomus discolor (cuckoo roller)
Lineage: Eukaryota; Metazoa; Chordata; Aves; Leptosomiformes; Leptosomidae
Product: alpha-galactosidase MYORG-like
Biological process (GO): skeletal muscle fiber development; carbohydrate metabolic process
Molecular function (GO): hydrolase activity, hydrolyzing O-glycosyl compounds
Source: RefSeq, a predicted model, not a curated record